This is a messenger RNA of Rana temporaria (common frog), 2779 nucleotides long. RefSeq names its product N-acetyltransferase 8 like (gene ASPNAT). NCBI's taxonomy places the organism in Eukaryota, Metazoa, Chordata, Amphibia, Anura, Ranidae. Gene Ontology annotation, cellular component: mitochondrial membrane. Gene Ontology annotation, molecular function: L-aspartate N-acetyltransferase activity. The record is from RefSeq and is a predicted model, not a curated record. The coding region runs from base 45 to 917 and encodes 290 amino acids. The transcript has 3 exons.
CACCACCACCACCCCCUGUGCACCCCUCCGCACCCCCUAUCUGCAUGCAUUUCCUGCCUCCAAAGAUGGUUUGUGAGACGGGAAUCCUGGCAGACGAUCCCAGCUCCAUAGCGGCGCCCCAGAAGGACCCCCUGAUUGUCCCCCCGGCCCAGAUGUGGCCCCCAUUGCCCAGCUGCAGCAGCAACUCCUCUCUGGCGCCCCCUAGCUCCAGGGCCGAGGAUGGCAUCAAGGAGCAGCAGCUGUAUAUUCGUGAAUUCCAAGCCGCGAACCAGGAGGUGGCCAGGAGAAUUUUCUACGAAGGGAUUAAAGAGAGGAUCCCCAGCUCGGCCUUUAGGGGGUUAAAGUACCAGCCGGUGCUCCAGUGCGUUUAUGCGGUGCUCACAAUAAUAUGCUUUGUUGUGACCAACUCCUUGAUGCUGGCGUGCUGUAUGCCCAUCUUUCUGUUGGGCAUGAGGUACUACUACAGUAGGAAAAUUAUCCUCAAUCACCUGGAGGGUGCUCUACGCACGGACAUGUCUGAUAUUGAGAAAUAUUACAUGAAACAACCGGGUUCCUGCUUCUGGGUGGCAGUCUUGGACAGCAGAGUCGUUGGAAUAGUGGCAGCCAGAGGCAAUGAAGAAGACAACGUAGUCGAACUUAGACGGAUGUCUGUAGACUCCAACUACCGCGGGAAGGGAAUCGCCAAGGCUUUAGGCCGCAAAGUCCUGGAGUUUGCCAUGUUAAACCACUACUCCUCUAUCAUGCUUGGCACUACAGCUGUGAAAAUUGCAGCUCACAAGCUGUAUGAGUCUUUGGGUUUCAAGCAUGUGGGUGUAAUUGAAAACCAUGCUGUCCCAGGGAUGACACAUUCAUUACUAGAGAAAAUGUUCUUUCAGCUUCGCUACCACCGCUACUGUCUACAGCUUCGUGAAGAGUAGAAAUAAAUUCAACCCCUGCCUGAUCUCCCCACCUCAACUUCCAUUCUCUCUUAACACAUCACUGCAGUGAUGGCAAAUAGCGUCAUUUGCCUGUCAUCACCUUCAUAUUCCAAUCGAUUUCUUCCUUCUUUGCGAAUGUACAACAGGCCCUUGCAAGGACAUUGUAAGAUAGAGGCAGUGUGGUCCUCCCUCUCACAUGUCUAGUAUUAACUUUCUAAUUAGGAUGGCUCUUCUAUCAGUUAGGUAAAGCCUAGCUAGGUAUUGUAAAGCACAGGAACCGGAAUUCUGGCCUGCAGUAAAUGUAGUAUUUUUUUAAAUUGUAAAUAUUGACAUAUGGGAAAGGGGAGUGGGCUCCAAAAUUAAGAGUGAAUGCAAUGUAAAAUACCAGUAGAGUGUAGUAUAAAUAGAUCUUCUAGUUAACCUAUUUUCAAGACAAUGUGAAUACCAAUGCUUGGUCCAAUGCAUGAAGAGGAAGUGUCUAUACAUUCACACAGCACUGCCACUGAAGCAUUGAGGCUGCACUUUUAAAAAUGUGUCAACAGUUCUGCCAAACCUCUCAAUGAACUUGGGCACAUCAAUCUUCUGUGACCUUACCGAAGAUGUCAAACUCUUUCUAAGCCAGCAAACUUCCCAUUACGUCUAACUGAGCCCAUCUGUAAGAUACCAUGUAGCUAGAGAUCUUGUAUUAUCAAAAGGGGACUUGCAGAUCCAAGAUCCACACUUCUUAACGUGCAUCAAAGUGUUAAAAUAAUUUCCUCAAAUUGUCUCAUACUGAUGUCACUGAGCACAAGAGAAGUUAGGAGUACAUUGGCAAUGCAUUUGAAUUCUCUUCACCAAAUCUUUGACAAAAGCAAUCAGUGAAAAAUAAAAUGUAUUUUUUUUUUUUUUUUUUUUAGGAAGGGGAGAGAAGGAAUGUAUUAAUACUAAUGAACUCCCUAUGUAAUGUGUAUAUAUAAUGGAGGUGCAAAUUUCCUUGUAAAUAUAACUGCUUUAAAUAUAUCAGAAUUCUGACUUGUAAAAUGCAAGUAGCAAUGCAAAGCAAAUUUGGCAUGUUUCUGUACAUGGUAUGUACGUACAGUGCCUGCCAAAGCAAUCUGUCCAAGUCAGCAGCUUCUGUCUUGAACUGUAUAAUUUUUAUAAAUUGUUUGAGGGAUAGAAUAUUUGCAUGUAGUAUGUUUAAGAAGCACUGGGUAGAUAUUUAAUGGUAAAAAAAAAGUCUAAAAUGCUUUUGAAAAUUAUAUAUGUUAAAGCAUUUAAGUUGCUUAGUAUUUGAUAGUUUAUUUUUUUAGAAUGCAUUCCAAUAUUAUAGUAUGCUAAUGACUAUAUUAGAUAAUAAAUGUCAACUUGCAUUAUCACAAAUAGAGGCUGGAAUGUGCACAAAAAGGCAAGUCCACUUGAAACAGUUUGGUUUUGAAGAAAUGGCAAUGAGUUAAGACCCAAGUUGGUUUCUUAUAGAUCUCUGAAUCCUCUCAUUGCAUUCUCCAUAGAAGAAACAAAUGGUGGAUCCAGUAUUACAAGGAGACUUCCUUGUAAUAGUUGGAGUCACAGAAAAAUAAUGGAAACCAGCAGGUGAAUAAACAAUCCAGUAUCAAUCCAAAUCUGAAAUAUUAGUUUUCUAUUAAGCUUAAUGUUUAGACUGGUAAUACCCUGAAGUGUAUUUCAUUAAAUAUCCCUUUUGUUUUCAAUGCAGUCAUUUAACCCAGUUGGUUUCCUUGCCCACACUCGUAAAAAAUAUUGUAAUGCCCUGUACACACUAUAGGAUUUUCACAUGGGCUAAAAUCUGAAGGAAUUUUCUGUCAGAAUUCCGUUCAAGCUGUCUUCCAUCAGUCUUGCAUACACACUGUCAGACUAAAUUCCGACCG